This is a messenger RNA of Lotus japonicus, 4233 nucleotides long. RefSeq names its product probable sucrose-phosphate synthase 3. Bases 543 to 3752 code for a protein of 1069 amino acids. The transcript is spliced from 13 exons. Gene Ontology annotation, molecular function: sucrose synthase activity; sucrose-phosphate synthase activity. NCBI's taxonomy places the organism in Eukaryota, Viridiplantae, Streptophyta, Magnoliopsida, Fabales, Fabaceae. Gene Ontology annotation, biological process: sucrose metabolic process. The record is from RefSeq and is a predicted model, not a curated record.
UGGAUGACCACUUAGUGACAUUCAUUAUUCAUAUAUAACAAUAUAGUUUGUGGCAGUUUCUGACUACCACAAACUGCAUGAUGAAAAAGCUCUACAAUCUAUAACCGUUUAAUAGAUGUACACAAAUCAUUUUUUUAUUAUCAUCUCAAUACAUCCUAUUUCUUAUGAUUUGUACUUGUAAAUUCUAGUGGUGACACCUUGAAGAAACAAAGAAUGAAGAAUAUGUGGCCCAUCAUUCAUUCAUUGCCAUGUGGUUCUCUCUCCACUCCCAUCUCCUUCUCUUCCACCCUUUUAACAUGUCCAUGUCUUUCCUUCCAAGUACACAACCAAAUCUCUUGCACCUUUCAAUACCACAAUUCUCUCUCACUUCUCAUAGAAACAUCCCUUCCCUUCAUUACACAACCACGUGGACAACCAUGUUCAUGAUUUCCCACGUAGUAUUCAACAAACUCUCUGAAUAAUUAAGAUUGUGUUGUGUUUCAGGCACUGCACUAGUGUUGUUACAUACAAUACAACACAAAGGAACAUUUUUUUGAGCCUUAAUGGCUGGGAAUGAGUGGAUUAAUGGGUACCUUGAGGCUAUACUAUCAACUGGGGCUCCCACUGUUGAUGAACAACAAAGGGCAGUGGCUCCUAGAGAAAGUGUGCAUUUCAAUCCCACAAAGUACUUUGUGGAAGAGGUGGUGAGCAGUGUUGAUGAGUCUGAUCUGCAUAGGACAUGGAUCAAGGUGGUUGCCACUCGCAACACCAGGGAACGCAGCUCUAGGCUAGAGAACAUGUGCUGGCGCAUUUGGCACCUUGCCCGCAAGAAAAAACAGUUGGAAGGAGAGGAGCACCAGAGAUUAGCAAACCGACGAUGGGAGAGAGAACUAGGACGCCGGGAUGCAACAGAGGACAUGUCUGAAGAGUUAUCUGAAGGAGAAAAAGGGGAUGGCGUUGGGGAGAUGGUACACAUUGAGACGCCUAAGCAAAGACUCCAGAGGCAGAUUUCCAAUUUGGAAGUAUGGUCUGAUGACAAAAAGGAAAAGAAACUUUAUAUUAUCCUCUUAAGUUUGCAUGGAUUGGUUCGCGGAGAAAACAUGGAGCUUGGUCGAGAUUCUGAUACCGGUGGACAGAUUAAAUAUGUGGUAGAACUUGCUCGUGCACUUGCGAAAAUGCCUGGAGUUUAUAGAGUAGAUCUCUUCACGCGCCAAAUCGCUUCUACCGAUAUUGAUUGGAGCUAUGGAGAACCUACAGAAAUGAUAACUGCAGGCCCAGAUGAUGACGAUAGCAUUGGGGAGAGCAGUGGUGCAUACAUCAUAAGGAUACCCUUUGGUCCGCGUGAUAAAUAUCUCCCGAAAGAACUUCUUUGGCCCUAUGUUCAAGAAUUUGUAGAUGGAGCCUUAGCUCACAUCCUCAACAUGUCAAAAGUACUAGGUGAACAAGUUGGUGGGGGACAACCUGUGUGGCCAUAUGUGAUUCAUGGACACUAUGCUGAUGCUGGAGACAGUGCUGCUCUUCUUUCAGGAGCUUUGAAUGUGCCAAUGGUGCUCACAGGUCAUUCACUUGGAAGAAACAAGCUCGAACAGCUUCUCAAGCAAGGGCGCCAGUCGAAGGAGGAUAUCAACUCAACAUAUAAGAUAAUGAGGAGAAUAGAAGCAGAAGAACUUUCCCUUGAUGCUGCAGAACUUGUUAUCACUAGUACAAGGCAAGAAAUUGAUGAGCAAUGGGGACUUUAUGAUGGAUUUGAUGUCAAGCUUGAGAAAGUUCUGCGCGCUCGUGCUAGGCGUGGAGUCAAUUGUCACGGUAGAUUCAUGCCAAGGAUGGCGGUUAUCCCUCCUGGCAUGGACUUUAGCAAUGUUGUGAUACAAGAAGAUGGCCCUGAAGUUGAUGGGGACCUCUCACAGCUUACUAGUGGUACUGACGGGUCUACACCAAAAUCUUUACCAGCAAUCUGGUCUGAGGUGGUGCGUUUCUUCACAAAUCCUCACAAGCCUAUGAUCUUGGCCUUAUCAAGGCCAGAUCCAAAAAAGAACUUAACCACUCUAUUAAAAGCUUUUGGUGAAUUUCGUCCCUUGAGAGAACUAGCUAAUCUUACACUUAUAAUGGGAAACAGGGAUGACAUAGAUGAGAUGUCUUCUGGGAAUGCAAGUGUGCUCACAACUGUGAUAAAAUUGAUUGAUAAGUAUGACUUAUAUGGGCAUGUGGCAUACCCUAAACAUCACAAGCAAUCUGAUGUUCCAGAGAUAUAUAGAUUUGCUGCAAAAACAAAGGGAGUUUUCAUAAAUCCAGCUUUAGUGGAACCUUUUGGUCUUACUUUAAUUGAGGCUGCUGCACAUGGGCUGCCAAUGGUGGCCACAAAAAAUGGAGGACCAGUGGACAUUCAUAGGGCCCUCAACAAUGGUUUGCUUGUGGACCCUCAUGAUCAUCAUGCAAUUGCAGAUGCAUUGCUCAAGUUGUUGUCAGAGAAAAACCUGUGGCAUGAUUGCAGGAAAAAUGGAUGGAAGAACAUACACCUCUUCUCAUGGCCGGAACAUUGCCGCACUUAUCUGACUCGGGUGGCCGCAUGCCGGAUGAGGCAUCCUCAGUGGCAAACCAACACUCCAGAGGAUGACAUAGCUGAUGAAGAGUCCUUCAAUGACUCACUCAAGGAUGUGCAGGACAUGUCCCUCAGGCUCUCAAUUGAUGGUGACUAUUCUGCAGCAAGUGGUAGUCUUGACAUGCAAGACCAGGUAAAAAGGGUCCUGAGUAAGAUGAGGAAAUCAGAUUCUGGUCAAAAUCAAGAUAGUGGAAGUGGAAAUAAGACAAGGAAGCCAGAUUCUGGUUCAAAUUCAAAUAGUGAGAACAUGCUGCUUGACAAUGUAACCAACAAAUUCCCUCUACUGAGGAGGCGACGCAGGUUGAUUGUUAUAGCACUUGAUUCCUAUGACAAUAAUGGAGCUCCUGAUAAGAAGGUGAUAGAAACAGUUCAAAGGAUAAUUAAAUCUGUUCAACUAGACCCUCAAACUGCAAGAGUUUCAGGAUUUGCUUUCUCAACUGCUAUGCCAAUACAAGAAACCGUGGAGUUCCUAGCAUCUGGAAAUAUUCCAGUGAAUGAGUUUGAUGCUUUGAUUUGCAGUAGUGGGAGUGAAGUUUACUACCCUGGUAUUCAUUCAGAAGAUGGGAAGCUUUUGCCUGAUCCGGAUUACGCGGUACACAUAGACUAUCGCUGGGGCGUUGAAGGUCUAAGAAAAACCAUUUGGAAACUUAUGAACACCAUUGAAGGUGAAGAAAAAUCUGCAAAAACUUCCGACCCCAUUGAGGAAGAUCUGAAAUCAAGCAAUGCACAUUGCCUCUCAUACAAAAUCAAGGAUCUUAGUAAGGCAAAGAAGGUUGAUGAUUUGAGGCAGAAGCUUAGGAUGAGAGGUCUACGUUGUCAUCCUAUGUACUGCAGAGGAUCCUCUAGAAUGCAUGUUAUUCCCCUUCUUGCAUCUAGAGCUCAGGCACUCAGGUAUCUCUUUGUCCGUUGGAGAUUGAAUGUUGCAAACAUGUAUGUGAUACUUGGAGAAACUGGGGACACAGAUUAUGAGGAAAUGAUUUCUGGAACUCACAAGACCAUAAUCAUGAAGGGAGUGGUGUCUAAGGGCUCAGAAGAGUUGCUUAGAGGUCCAGGAAGCUACCAAAGAGAUGACAUUGUCCCAAAUGAGAGUCCUCUUGUCACAUCCAUUAGCGAAACAACAGAGGAUAAUAUUGCUAAUGCUUUGAAGCAACUUUCAAAAUCUGGAGGAAUUUGAGGCAGAGCGGAGGCAGAAUUUCAAGAAGGGGACCAAAAUCUAAAAGACUGUAUAUGUUUGGAUACACGCAAGAAAAUUGUCGUGAAGGCAAAACCGCAUCGUAGGUCGUUGUCAUCAGCCAUUUUCUCCAUCAUCGGAAGCUACAUUCAAGAUUACAUCCUCCAAUCUACAUGCCACUUCGAAGAGUCCUUAGAUCUGAUCUUCAUCGUUGGCCUCUCGAAGGCUGAUUUCCAUGGACAUCGUCAUCUUGCGGGACUCCUCUGAGUUUCGACAACGAGUUUGAAUGGUGAAUCUCCGUCAUUCGUCAUAUGAGGGCGUGAGUUUUCAAUUGAAAAAAUGAAAAUUAAAGCUAAAAAGAGGGAUGAGUGGGUGGAGUGUUAGUAGUAGUCACCGAAUAGUAUAUGGAGACAGGAGAGGGGAUCACAAAAAAUAUUAUAAAAUACUGUUAUGAAAAUUUUGAAAAGAGAAAAAGUUUGAUGCA